Messenger RNA from Nicrophorus vespilloides, 2140 nucleotides. RefSeq names its product vacuolar protein sorting-associated protein 52 homolog (gene Vps52). Gene Ontology annotation, molecular function: syntaxin binding. The coding region runs from base 77 to 2077 and encodes 666 amino acids. The transcript is spliced from 4 exons. Lineage: Eukaryota; Metazoa; Arthropoda; Insecta; Coleoptera; Silphidae. Gene Ontology annotation, cellular component: GARP complex. Gene Ontology annotation, biological process: endocytic recycling; retrograde transport, endosome to Golgi; lysosomal transport. The record is from RefSeq and is a predicted model, not a curated record.
UGUCAGUUAUUUGUUUUGACGUGUAAAAUAAAAACAAUAUUGUCAUAUGAUAGGCGUGUGAAUCCAAUUUUAUAGAAUGAGUAAAAUUAAGGUGUUGGAUGAUUCGGAUACUCAAUUUCAACAGAAUCUUGAAGAUGAAUUGGUGCAGGAUAUACUUAAAACUGGGACAGAUCUUCGGCAGUACUCCAGGGAGAUUGAAAAAGAGUUAAAGGAAGUAGAAAAUAAGUCGAUACAAGAUUACAUUAAGGAGAGCCAGAAUAUUGCAAGUUUACACAAUCAAAUCUCUGCAUGUGACCAAAUUCUGGAGAGAAUGGAAUCGAUGCUGCUGGGCUUCCAAAAUGAUUUGGGAAGUAUUAGUAGUGAGAUAUUAUCUCUGCAAAGAAAAUCUGUGUCUAUGAGUCAAGAGUUGAGUAAUAGGCAAAGUAUACGGGGUCAGCUUAGUCAGUUUAUUGAUGACAUGGUAGUCUCAGACACUUUGAUUAAUGGAAUAUUGGAUUGCCCAGUGACAGACAAAGAAUUUCUGAACCAUUUGCAAGUGUUGAACCAUAAAAUUAACUUUGUGAAAGAGCAAAGCUUUAAAGAAUCUAAAUCAUGUAUGGAUGUUAAAGACAUUUUAGAAAAGCUGAAAAUAAAGUCGAUGGCCAAGAUAAGGACAUAUUUAUUAGAGCAAGUUUUUAAGUUUAGAAAACCCAUGACCAAUUACCAAGUUCCCCAGAAUGCUAUGCUUAAAUACAAGUUCUUUUUUGAGUUUAUUUUAUCUAAUGAGAGGAAUGUGGCUCAGGAAAUAUGCAAUGAAUAUGUGGACACAAUGAGCAAAAUAUACUUUUCAUAUUUUAAAUCAUAUUCUGGUAGGAUAAUGAAGUUGCAGUAUGAGGAAUGCACUACUAAAGAUGAUUUGAUGGGGAUUGAAGAUACUGCAACUAGGGGUCUAUUUCAUAAAACUACUUUGAAGCAUAAAGGAACUGUUUUCACUAUUGGCAAUAGAGGAGAUGUUUUGGCUCAACAACUAGAAGCUCCAAUUAUUGUACCACAUGCCCAAUCAAAAAAUAGAUAUCACUUUGAAUCAUUAUUUAGAAGUGAGCAAUAUGCUUUAGUUGACAAUGCCUGUCGUGAAUAUUUAUUUGUAAGUGAAUUCUUCAUGGUCCGUGGCCAGGUUGCACUAGACCUUUUUUAUCAAAUUAUGGGAAAAACUCUAUCUCUGUUAACAAAAAAUUUGGAAAGUUUUGUUUCAGAUUGUUAUGACACUAUAGCUCUCUUCUUAUGUUUCCAUUUGAUAUUAAGAUAUCAAUUGAUGUGCCACAAAAGAUGUGUACCUGCUUUAGAUAAAUAUUGGGAAUCUUUGCAAACCAUAAUAUUACCGAGAUUUGAGCAAGUAUUUCGCUUGAAUAUAUACAGUAUAAGGGAUUGCGAUCCAACGAAGUUUAGUAGAGAAAUGGGACCACAUUAUAUAACUCGAAGAUAUGCUGAGUUCAGUGCAGCGCUUGUUGGAAUCAGCGAGAAUUUUCCAAAUGAAUUGGUAAAUAGACUUUUGGCUGAACUGCAGGAGGAGGUAGAACUGUUUAUUUUGCGGAUGGCUGGAAUAUUUCCGCAACGCAAAGAGCAGUUGAUUUAUCUAAUUAAUAAUUAUGAUAUGAUUUUAAAUAUUAUAAUGGAGAGAACUAGAGAUAAUUCGAAAGAAGCGGAAUCGUUCAGGGCGAGGCUCUCUACUAAAAGUUCCGAGUACGUGGAGGAAAUUCUGAGUCCGCACUUUGGUGAAAUGAUGCAAUUCGUCAAAGAGUGCGAAUAUUUUAUAGAAAAAGGCAAUCAAGAGCAGAUAAAGAAGUAUGAGGGGAAAAGUUUACCCAUCGUUCAAAACUUCUCGGCUAAUUGGAAGAAAAGUCUGGAGGAAUUGAAUCGCGAAGUGCUGCUUUCCUUUCCGAACUUAGUCACGGGCUCCAGUCUGUUGCAGUUGGCAUUAACACAACUAGUGCAGUAUUAUCAUAGAUUCCACAAAUUAUUGACCCCCAAUACUAGAACUCAACUCACCAAUAUCCAUCACAUAAUGGUGGAGAUGAAGAAAUAUAAAACCAAUUAUUAAGUGCAAUUCCUUUAUAAAAUUCAAAUUAAAUUUACUUUUUCAUUGUUGUGAUUUGUUUUAAUU